Chondrus crispus (carragheen) is the source of this 1047-nucleotide messenger RNA. RefSeq names its product THO complex subunit 4-like. Gene Ontology annotation, biological process: mRNA export from nucleus. NCBI's taxonomy places the organism in Eukaryota, Rhodophyta, Florideophyceae, Gigartinales, Gigartinaceae. Bases 1 to 1047 code for a protein of 348 amino acids. The record is from RefSeq and is a predicted model, not a curated record. Gene Ontology annotation, cellular component: nucleus. Gene Ontology annotation, molecular function: mRNA binding. The transcript has a single exon.
AUGCACCAUUUACCACUCCUUCCCCACGCUCGCCGCGUACCUGUACGCACGCACCCGCACUCACUCCUUCUCGUUCACCCGCACCCCCCGUUCUUCUACGCCGCUUCUUCCUCCCCGCCCCUCAAUCUCCUCUCCAAAAUGAACCACGAGCCCAUGCUCCAGGACUCCCAAGACGCAGGGGCGCAGGAGGCGGUCCUGCAACCCGCCUCCACCUACGCCGCCCAGGGCUCCGCCGGCGCCUACCGGCGGCGGCCGAUCGUCGUCCGGGACCCCAAGACAGGUGAUACCCGAGUCAUCCAAGGAGGGCACCAGCGGGGAGCCAGUGUUGGCGUAGGGGUGACGUAUGGAAAUGGCGCGGCGCGUGGCGGAUAUCGGGGUAUGGACGAUGCCGCCGAGUUCGAGGACGCUCCCGUCGUCAAGAUUGUGUCGGGUUAUCGUGGACGCCAGAUCGUAGUUCGCGAUCCCGCGAAGAGGGGUGCAACCGACAUUAACCCCCAGCAUGUCGCAGGUGGGCCCUUGGGGGUUAGGGGCGGCGGCGUCAGGAAGACAAACUAUUAUGAUCGCAGGGGGCCAAGGGACACGUCCUACUCUCCGGAAAGAUAUGGAGACAAGCGCAGUGGGCGUGGUGCUCCUUACUACGAGGAUGAUGAAGAGGAUCGCAGGAUGUACGGAAGGGGAAGGGACCAGUAUGACGGUUCCCAGAUGGUUGCUGCCCAUGGCUACGGGGACAGUAGGUACGACAGGGAUUAUUACAGGAAUGCCAACGCGGGACACAAUGGAGUCCCUGCCCAUGAUGACCUGACGGGCAAGGUCGUGUACGUCGACAAUCUCAGUGACGACGUCACGACCAGGGGUUUGGCCGAUUUGUUCAGCAUGGUUGGUACAGUGAAGGAACUGCGUCUGCUCUACGACCGCCAGGGUAACCCAAACGGUAGCGCUGAUAUUGUCUUUCAGCAUCGUGCGGAUGCUGAGGAGGCUAUCAAGUCUCUUCACAACGUUCCCUUGAACAAUCGUCCCAUGCGGCUCUCCAUGGGCAAUGGGCUGUGA